GGAGAGAUCAACUUCGGGGACAUACAGUCCGAGAAGGGUUACGACAAAUACCGGGCUUACUCUCAGAGCAAACUCGCGAACAUACUGUUCACCCGCGAGUUGGCCGUACGGCUCGCGGGCACCGCAAUCACGUGCUAUGCCCUACACCCGGGUCUCGUCAACACCGACCUCCAGCGGCACCUCGACGGCUGUCUGUCCGUUAUGUUCACACUAUUCAACCGUAUCGUCCAAAUUGACGCCGAGUUGGGCGCUCAGACUACACACUACUGCGCGCUCGAGCCCUCCCUGGCCAACGAGACGGGCCGCUACUACAAGAACUGUAGCCGAGUGGACAGUAUGGUUGACAACGCGGUGGACGACUUGGCCGCUAAGAAACUCUGGGAACUGAGCUGUAAAGCGGUGGACAUCGAAGACAAAUACAAAUAUUGAAAACACCAAUGAGUUUGCGAUCGGAAAC
This is a messenger RNA of Oppiella nova, 457 nucleotides long. The record is from the annotation of a GenBank genome assembly. Lineage: Eukaryota; Metazoa; Arthropoda; Arachnida; Sarcoptiformes; Oppiidae.